AUGGCCGACAAUGACUCCGUUCGGCAGAGAAUCAUAUCAUCUGUCUUCACCAAGCUGAACUCGGCCGGCCAUGAGGAGACCUAUGUCUCACAUAUCAAAAUAUGGGAGGAGGCUGCGCAGGAUGAGGGAGGCAAGAAGCCGAGAUAUAUAUUACUCUCUCAGGCUAGCAAUGGAGGCGCCUUCAUACACAAAUCCAAGUUAAAUUCCAACGGCUCAUUUUCUGUCGGAAAGACAUGGAAACUUGUAGAGCUUCGCGGGAUUGAGCUUGUGAACCCAUUGGCCUUCAAGAUUACCAUGGCUAGGACGUAUCGUUGGCAGACGGAGAAUCAGAAGGAUCAGUCUAAUUUCAUUGCUUCUUUGAUAAAGCUCUUUCGUACAACGACAGGAAGUUCAGCUUCUCUGCAGCUAGUUGGGGUGCAGGACCUGGACAGUCCCUCGUCAUCAAGGCCGCCUCCCAUGUCGUUCACACGUAUGGAGCGAGCUCCUACUCCGACAAAUGGCAUACCUCUUCCGCCUGCAUCCCUCAGUAGGCCGAUACUCAAUGGCCAUAGCGAAAAUGUGACUCGAAGUAAGAGGGAAAGUGAGAUGUCCGCUAGAGCGCCCGCUCAACCGCCUUCUUCGGCGGUCCUUGGCUCAUCUAGGCCCCGCCGAUCCCAAACACCCUCCCGUGCGGGUUCUCCAGAUUUUUAUUCGCGUGCUCCACCGUCUGCGACAGUUCCUGAUCGUCCAGGGACUCCUGUUCGCCCACGCUCUAACACUCCUUCUGCUCAACAGAAUGCGAUCCCGAGUGCAUUGCGCCCUGGCAGGGGUGGUCGUCCCUCUAACGCGACAGCGUCUGUCCGCACCUCCAGCGCAAGCCUCGUCCCGUCCAUCGUCCUUCCCACCAGUCCUCCACCUACCCGACCCUCCGUACAGACGUCACAGAUCAGCGCCCCCUUAGCGCCGCGGGUCAAUGGCUCCGCGAUGGCUUCUGUCGUAGACGCUUUGACAGCAUCAUCGCACAUGCAACCUUCCCCCGUAUCAUCCUAUGCCCCUACACCUGAGGCUCUUCGCCAUAUUCCUCUGCCCACUGAGUCCUCUGCCCUGUCGCGCAAGCCACCCUCGCGUGCACCAAGUCGAACUCCGACAGAGUCUGGCCAACCACGACGCGAACAGAAUGCGCGUGUCUCAUUCUUUGACCUGCCAAAUCAGGCGGCAUUGAAUCAAUUGCUGUCGGGCGACGUGAUGAUUCACGACUACAGGGAAGGAGAAGGCGAGGGAUUAGCAUUGGCCGAGCGCGAAGACGAAAGUGCGCUUGCGACGCUGGAGAGUAUGGAGGAAAUGCUGGAGGGUUACGAGUGGGCGAGCGAUGACAUACUAGAGAGAAGAGCUGUUACGGGAGCUGCUGAUCAAAUUGAGGCAAGACUCCUGGAUGAGCUGAUGGCUCUGGAUAGGGCAAACGUCCAUUCGUUCAUUGAAUCUGAUGACCGAGUGCAAACGGUACUCAAGUAUCUGGAUGAAGCACUCUCGGAGCUGGAUGGGAUGGACAGCACCAUGUCAUCAUACAAGAUCUACCUCAAUGCUGUGAGUGAAGAUAUCACGUACAUUCAGUCCCAGAACCGGGGUCUGCAAGUGCAGACACAGAAUCAGCGAGCUCUUCUAAGCGAACUGGAAGAGUUGCUUCAAACCGUUCACGUUGACAAGGAAGCGAUGCUCAUACUGACACAAGAGUCGUUGGAGAAGGCCUCGAGUAUUCAGCGGAUAGAGGGUGCGGCUACUGAACUCUACAAGGCAUUGCAAGCUAGUAGAGACAGAGAUAUGGCAGCUACUAUGGAACGACUUGACGAGUACAGAACUCACAACGGCCAGUUCUGUAAGCGUGUGCUAGACUAUCUGACGAUCAUGUUCACUGCGCAGGAGAAGCUCCUUCUGAGCGAUAGCAGUGGCAUAGGCAAGAACGCAAAGGGUAGACCGUACAUCCUGGAUCAUAACAGUAUGGAGACGUACCUGGGGCGGUAUGGUGGGCUGAUGCUGUACAUGAAGGAGAUGGAGGAGGGCAUAUAUGCCAAGCUGUGCGCCGCAUACUUCUCAGCGGCCAGUUCACUCCAUGGUACUCAGAUCAAAGCCUUGAUGGCUGCAGGUAAUAGUCUUAUCAAGAAGUCUCCAGAUGAAGACACUGAUGGAUUCGGCGUUACAUCACCCACUACCAACAAAGCUGCUGCUGGCAUACGCCGCGCAGGAACCAUUGUACGGUCUCCGCUAGAAGGCCGAAGAGAAAAGAAAGACCACUCCGACGGAGAUAUGCGUGCGUCUGAAGUCUUCGGGCUCAUCCUCGAACAAGUUGCUCUGGCCGUCUAUCGCGAAGAUGACUUUAUUGCCGACUUUCUGCAGAUCAAUGACGCUGGGCUCACAUUUGCGGAUUACAUGGGUCUCGAGAACUACUUCCGUCGGCAGGCGGCACGAUUCUCUGGUCUUAGCCAGUCAACCGCUAAGCUUGUACGCGGUGCGAUGGAUCUGAUUUUUGGAUUCCUUCCCGCGGAAUUCAAGACAUGGCUUGACGGUGCCUUGGGAAGAGAUCGACUACAAAUCAUUGGCAUGAUUGUUUCCUUGGAGCGAUUUCUAGUUGAUGCAGAAGAAAGGGGGAACACCUUCUUGCUCAAUCUGCUGGAGAAACAGCAUACUCGCUUGAAAGCCAUCUUCUCGGGCCGUGUCAACGAGCAGAUCAAGUCUAUCGAGGAGACCAAAUUGACCAGCAAGAAACGCAACGGCGUCGCUCCAUUUAUCAAGUACUUCCCUACAUACGUCGGUCGCGUGGAGAAUCAGCUCAUCGGUGCAGACACUCUGGAGAUUCGACAGAAUGUGGACAUGGCGUACGAUCGGAUUGUGCAGUCCAUGUUCGACGCACUCAAACAUAUGGCCAAGAUGGAUGGCGAGGGUGAAGAUAAAGGCCAACUGAACUACCACGUCAUUCUGAUCGAGAACAUGCAUCACUUCGUUGCGGAAAUCUCACAGCUCCAGAUAGGUUCUGUUGCAACCUUUCUCAAGCGGGCGGAGGCAAUCUAUGACGAGAACCUUGCCGCUUAUGUGAAGAUAGUUCUAAGACGACCUUUCGCGAAAAUCAUUGAUUACUUCGAAGGCGUCGAGCGAAUCCUUAAAACUACCGCGCCUUCCGAGGUGUCUUCGAACAGCAACUAUUCUAAGGCCACACUCAAGAAAAUCGUCAAGGAUUACAACGCGAAGGAUGUGCGAAAGCAUAUCGACGCACUAUUCAAGAGGGUCGAGAAGCACUUCACAGAGGCCUCGGAGAAGGCAACAACAGAGGAAGUGAGCGUCAGCAUCGGUAUUACAUCCGGGACCGUCAUGGUCGGUGUGUGGAAGGCGUGCGAGGAGGAGCUGCUGAGGAUCACAGAGGUGUUCUCCAAGAGGAUAAGUCAGUGCUACAAGGACAUGGGAGUUGGACUGGAGUAUUCAGCGGGGGAUGUGGAGGCUGCAUUCAAGCGUCACCGAGUGGGCGUGUAG
Molecule: messenger RNA, 3498 nt
Organism: Sparassis crispa
Lineage: Eukaryota; Fungi; Basidiomycota; Agaricomycetes; Polyporales; Sparassidaceae
Exons: 16
Coding region: 1-3498 (1165 amino acids)
Biological process (GO): Golgi to plasma membrane transport; exocytosis
Cellular component (GO): plasma membrane; exocyst
Molecular function (GO): phosphatidylinositol-4,5-bisphosphate binding
Source: RefSeq, a predicted model, not a curated record